This is a messenger RNA of Microsporum canis CBS 113480, 417 nucleotides long. RefSeq lists its product as hypothetical. The record is from RefSeq and is a predicted model, not a curated record. The coding region runs from base 1 to 417 and encodes 138 amino acids. The transcript has a single exon. Lineage: Eukaryota; Fungi; Ascomycota; Eurotiomycetes; Onygenales; Arthrodermataceae.
AUGGGACAAAGACACAAUCGACGACGGACAAGACCUCGCUCUCGACGACGGAUAAACAACAACAACGCCGCCUCUCGACUCCAGCAGACAGUGGUGAUGCUUACUCCUCUUCAUCAGCCGGAGACGUACCCUUAUGCAUCGCUGCCUCUUCCACUGAGCUGCUCUCCCGGUGCUCGCAACCACUGGCAUGACCGUGUGCCCUCGGCCCAACUCUGGCAUAAUCGGUACCUGGCAUGGCAUGGUCGUAGCACUUCCACGACAUCAUCAUCUUCGACAUCUACCACCCAAGGACAAAGGCGAGAAGCAACCAAGCUAGAGGUAGAACAGUGUCGACUCUUCGGCGGCGAGCCUGGCGACGACGUGACGCUGUGUUUUCGCAUGUUGGAGUUUUUCAGCGGUCUCGACUUCAUAGAGUGA